This is a messenger RNA of Chlorocebus sabaeus (green monkey), 4748 nucleotides long. RefSeq names its product dual specificity phosphatase 18 (gene DUSP18). Gene Ontology annotation, biological process: peptidyl-tyrosine dephosphorylation. The record is from RefSeq and is a predicted model, not a curated record. Gene Ontology annotation, cellular component: cytoplasm. NCBI's taxonomy places the organism in Eukaryota, Metazoa, Chordata, Mammalia, Primates, Cercopithecidae. Gene Ontology annotation, molecular function: MAP kinase tyrosine/serine/threonine phosphatase activity; protein tyrosine phosphatase activity.
ACAUGCGCACAGAGCCCGGGCGGCUACGGAAGCGGCGAGAUUGUCCCUCGACUGCAGCCCUAGUGCGACCCGGCCCGUUGCCGUAGAGAUGGGCAGGGCUGGAUGGAGUAGGGUGCGGUGAGCUGAGCUGACCCUGCUUCGCCACGGGGACUGCAGUGACCCCGGCUUGCCGGCAGGGCGGGUAACCAGUUGAGCCAGGGUGGGGCUGCUCAGGAGCGUGGAGCGGAGGCCAGGAUUUCUCUGAAGACCCAGCACAAUCGAUUCCUUUCUGCAACGAGACCAUUGCUAUGGAAACCAAAGCUCUAGGCCAGCGGAGAUUGAGGCUCCCGGGUCGUGACUGGUCUUUCGCCCGAAGAACCUCGCCUGAGGCUUCCGGAAGCGGCUACUUCCUGAACGAACCCGCCCACCCUCCGAGGGAGAGAGUUUUCCAUGGACACAGCCUAGCAGAAAGACGCAGCCUUCAUGCUUCGCUGACUGCUGACCUCUGACCGACCGCCUUGAUGACAGCACCCUCGUGUGCCUUCCCAGUUCAGUUCCGGCAGCCCUCAGUCAGCGGCCUCUCACAGAUAACCAAGAGCCUGUAUAUCAGCAAUGGUGUGGCCGCCAACAACAAGCUCAUGCUGUCUAGCAACCAGAUCACCAUGGUCAUCAAUGUCUCAGUGGAGGUAGUGAACACCUUGUAUGAGGAUAUCCAGUACAUGCAGGUACCUGUAGCUGAUGCCCCUAACUCACGUCUCUGUGACUUCUUUGACCCUAUUGCUGACCAUAUCCACAGCGUGGAGAUGAAGCAGGGCCGUACUCUGCUGCACUGCGCUGCUGGUGUGAGCCGCUCAGCCGCCCUGUGCCUCGCCUACCUCAUGAAGUACCACGCCAUGUCCCUGCUGGACGCCCACACGUGGACCAAGUCGUGCCGGCCCAUCAUCCGACCCAAUAGCGGCUUUUGGGAGCAGCUCAUCCACUAUGAGUUUCAGUUGUUUGGCAAGAACACCGUGCACAUGGUCAGUUCCCCAAUGGGAAUGAUCCCUGACAUCUAUGAGAAGGAAGUCCGUUUGAUGAUUCCACUGUGAGCCAUCCCACCAGCCCCUGCAUUGGAGUCAGAGGUACAGAUCUAUUGUUGAUUCUACACCAAGAUCCAAACUUGAACAUUCUACUUUUGUUUAUACAGAAAAAAACAGAUGAUGCCUUUUAUGAGCACAAGGAAAAAGAGUUGCUGUAGCUUUUAACUUUAUAAUCCAUUUUUUUAAAGAGUGAACUCACUAGUUGUGAAAUGGUGAAGGUCAGUUUUCUGCCCUGUGAGUGACAGGCCUCUGCUGGCCAGGGGAUAGGUUGAGGCAGAUGGUGCCCAGAAGAAAGAGGCCAGUACCCAUUGCACAUGGCAGGCCUGGAAUCCUGCAGCCCUCCCCAAAACCGAGUGACCCAGGAAUGAAUCUGCUACAAUUCCACCUCGUUCUUUCACACCCAGAGCCAGAGCCUUAAGCAUCAUGGUACCUCUUGGCACUUCUCACAGUAAGUGCCAAUCUGCUAGAUAAAUGGCCUUCAGGCAGUGCUCCAGGAAUCCUGGGGGGGUCCCAGGCCACCUGUGCUUCCACCUUCACUACAAGUGGCCCAAUUCUGGUUUUCUAGAUUGUACUUAUGCAUAAGGUAGUUUCUAAAGAAAACAUUCCACUGUUUAAUUUUUUUUUCCUGUUUUUGAGACCGUCUUGCUCUGUCACCCAUGCUAGAGUGCAGUAGCGUGAUGAUGGCUCACUGUAGCCACAACCUCUCAGGCUCAAGUGAUCCUCUUUACCUUAUAGCCUCCUGAGUGGCUGGGACUACAGAUGUGUGCCACCAUGCCCGCCUCAUUUUUUUUCUUUUUUUAUAGAGAUGAGGUUUUACUAUGUUGCCUAGACUGGUCUCAAACUCCUGGCCUCAGGCAGUCCUCCUGCCUCAGCCUCCCAAAGUGUUAGUGAGCCACUGCACCCGGAUACCACUGUAUAAAAAAUUUAAAAAAAAAAAAUUGUGAGUACUGUUGUACAUAGCAAAGUUUCGAAGAGUUCUUGGCCAUCCCUCACCAAACCUUGACGAAAGAUGGUGUUGGUCCCCUUCUCCAGGGCACAUGAGAAAAACAAGCCUGACAUCAGGCCUCAGGGGUUCGUCUCACGGGUCUUGGCUUGAAAGGCUGGAGCUUUGGACCAAUGCCCAGCCCUGUCACCUCCUCUUCAUGCGACCUGGACCCCUGGGAGCACCAGUGUCCUCAUCGGUCCAAUGACAUCCCUUUUCUCAGAGAGUUGUCAUGAAGAUUCAACAAUUUCUUGGCAUAAUGCCUGGCCCAUGGUGUGUGCUUAGUGCAAAUGGCAGCUCUCAUCAUGAAUGAUAGACUCUUUAACCCUGCUGGUCCCAGGUCGGCACACACAUCCUCAUAAUGGCAUUUCUCCUUUCUGUGCACAGCCCUUUAUUGUUAUAAAAUACUGUUCCAAAAAGUUACCCUGUGUAAAAGAAAAAAAAUGGUUUAAGUCCUUUCAGACCCUACCUCAGAGGAGGCCUAGACUUAGAGCCUUUUGAGAGCUUCCAUCUUGUUUAAUCUAGGUGCAAUCUAGGGGUCCUGAAGCAAGGAGCACAAUUCCAGUGUCCCCCAAUUACUUCUAAACAGUGAUUGCAGCCUUGUUUAGAAUCAAUAUGAAAACUUGGCACCCCGGCUGACUACCGGGAUUCAUAAGGGGCAGUGUCAAAGGGACUAACGAGCAGACUCCAUCAGUAGGCCCUGGAAUUCAGGAUUGUUCACAUCCCCUCGGUGCCAAGGACCUGGCUCAAGACCACCUGUUCUGAUCCAGAGGUUUUCAGCAAACAGCAUUUGAAACAGAAGCACGGCUGCUCUGUUUGACACCGAACUGUGGCUCCAGAUUCCAGUGGAAGCCAAAUGCUUUUUCUUUUACAGCUGGGUGCCUGUAAUCCCAGUUACUUGGGAGAUGAGGCAGGAGAAUCACUUGAACCUGGGAGGCAGAGGUUGCAGUGAAACGAGAUUGCACCAUUGCACUCCAGCCUGGGUAACAAGAAUGAGACUCCAUCUCAAAAAAAAAAUAAAAAAGGGAAAAGAAAAGAAAAAAAAAGAAAUGCCUGGGACCAGAAAUAUUUGGAUUAUUUUCAGGUUAAUAUUUGCUUUACCUGAAGCAAAUACGAGUUGAGCAUCCCAACUCGAAAAUCCAAAAUGCUUAAAUGAGUAUUUCCUUUGAAGUCAUUUCAGCUCUCAAAAAGUUUUAGAGUUUGAGCAUUUCAGAUUUUUGCAUUUGAGAUCCAUGAAUGGGUCUCAAACUAUAUUUCACUUGCGGGGGCUGUUGUAGUUUUUUUCCACUUGCUCAUUGUUAGUAUAUAGAAAUACAGUUGAGGCCGGGCGUGGCGGCUCAUGCCUGUAAUGCCAGCACUUUGGGAGGUAGAGGUGGCCAGAUCAUUUGAGGUCAAGUGUUCGAGACCAGCCUGGCCAACAUGGCAAAAGCCUCGUGUCUGCUAAAAAUACAAAAGUUAGCAGGGCGUGGUGGCAAGUGCCUGUAAUUCCAGCUACUGAGAUUAGAGGCUGAGACAGGAGAAUUACUUGAACCUGGGAGGCAGAGGUUGCAGUGAGCCAAGAUCACGACACUGCACUCCAGCCUGGGCAACAGAGCAAGACUCCAUCUCUAAAAAAAAAAAAAAAAAAGAAAAAUUGUUCUAUGCCUUCCAGCCCCCAUGGUUUUUUCUCAGAAAUCCAGAGGCAUUCUAACUAUUGUUUCCCAACAGGUAAUGCUUUAGUUUUCCCCAGCUGCUUUUUAAGAUUUUCUCCUUGUCUUUGGUUCUCAUCAGUUUGAGUAUGAUGUAUAUGGACAUGGAUUUCUUUGGGUUAUCCUUAUCAGAGUUCACAGAGCCACCUGAUUGUGUUUCAGAAAUCUGGGAAGUUCUCAGCUAUGAUUUCUUCAAAUAUUGUUUUCUGCACCAUACUGUCCUUUACUUCUGUGUCACUGAUAAUAUGAACAUUAGACCUUCUGACAUUGUCCAUGAAUUCCUGAGACUAUUCAUUUUAAAAAAAUUUUUUUCUCUAGGUGGGUGUGGUGGCAUGCACCUGUAGUCUCAGCUGUUUUUGGGGCUGAAGUGAGAGAGCACUUGAGCCCAGGAGGUCAAGGCUGCAGUGAGCCAAUAUUGCGCCACUGCACUCCAGCCUGGGUGACAAAGUGAGACCCUGUUUCAAAAAAAAAUUUUUUUUUCCUCUCUGCUGCUCAUUUUGGAUAAUGAGCAGUUUACUCUUGGUGCUGUAACAAAUUAUCACAAACUUGGUGGCUUAGUGGCUUAAAACAACAUCCAUAUAUUUUCUCACAAUUUCUGUAGGUCAGAAGUUUGACUGGACUUGACUAGUCCUCUGCUUAAAGUCUCACAAGGUCAAAAUCACGUUUCAUAAGGCCAAAACCAAAUGUGUUUUUCCCUGGAGGCUCUGAGGAAUUAUUUGCUUCCGUGUUCACUUGGGUUCUUGGCUGAAUUUAGUUCAUUGCAGUUGUAGGGUAGAGGACCCUGUUUUCUUAGCUGUCAGCUGGGGGCUGGCCUUUUCUCUGUAGAAGCUGCCCACAUUCUGGUGCUUUCUAUGUGUCCCCCUCCGGAAAUGGGUUGAAUUUUUCUCACACUUUAAAUACCUCUAACUUUUCCUUCUGUUACAUCUAAGUCCAGCCAAAGAGAAUCACUCUGCUUUAAAAGACUCAUGUGAUGAGAAUGAGCCCACUAAAAUAAAAAUAAAAUCAGUUACAUCUGCAUAA